AAUAAACACGCGUGUAAAAAUUACUAGACUCGUGAAUAAAAAUACAUAAAUAAAUAGAAAGUUCUGGAUAUUUCAAGCAUUUUUGUGACUCAACAGGCAAUUUAAGUAUAUAUUCACUGCAGCUAAAUUUUUAUGUAUUAUCAUUCAAAUUGGACAAGUUGACAGGUGAAACCUAUUACAUCAUUCAAAUUCCUGAAGAAAAUGGCAAGUGAGAGACCCUCUGAUGGUAGUGGAAGGGAUGGUAGAGAACCUCGGAUGCCGAAAGAUGUGCAGGGAUUACUUCAACUUUGUGCUGGUAUGUCUGGCUCAGAUACACAAAAUGAAAACACAUCUUUUCAAGAAAUGACACCCGAGAGGAGAAAAUGGUUAGAAGAAGCGUUAGAGAACAGUACAGUAAGUCCAGUAGAGGAGAUGAAGAAAGCUAUAGGUGUGAUACAAGAUAAUGAUGCUGAUGUUGAUGAUAAAGUGACAGCAUUUGAAACACUUGUUGACUGGUGUGAACAUAUAGACUUUGCAAUAGAUUUUCAUAAAAUUGGUGGUUUUUCAAUAUUUCAACAAAGUUUUGAAUCAGAGGAAGGGGAGGUAAGAUGGUCAUGUCUUGAAUUGAUUGCUUCCCUUGCACAAAAUAAUCCCUACUGUCAGACAGCCAUUUUGCAGCAUGGACUCAUGCCAACCAUUUUAAAGAUGCUGGACACAGAUUCAAAUCCUACAGUGAAAGUUAAAGCUCUAUAUGCAGUGUCAUGUUUAACAAGGGAAUGUGAAGAUGGCCUUAACAGUUUUUUGUCACAUGAUGGUUUCUCAGUUGUCAUGCGAGCCAUGCAGACAGAUAUAGAAAAAGUGAAAAUAAAAUCAGCGUUCAUGUUGAGUGCCAUCUGCAGUGAUAAUGAUAAAUGUAAAGAUAUUGUAUGUGAUAUAGGUAUGAUAGAUCAGUUAGUAGGACAUCUAAGUGAAGAACAUAGCAACUUUCAUGAACAUUUAUUAUCUGCUGUACUGUCUAUAGUAAGAGGUCACACACGUAGUUUACAACAGUGUUCACGUCCAGAAUUAAACCUUAUCUCAUUACUACAACAGAAAGUGCAAGAUCUAAAAGGAAAAGAGCAGUUUCAGGAGGAAUAUGAAUAUGCCCUGGAAUUAUUACAGUUAUUGCAGUCAUCACAAGGCAGUACGGAACAAGAUGUUGUUAGAUGAUGAUUCAUCAAAGACUUUAGAUUUGUAAAACGUUACAUUUUAGUAUGGUGUUUUCUUCUUUAAAGUGCUACUCAAUGUCUAUGUAAAUGUGCUUUUAGUUCAGCAUAUUUAAUUGUUAACAGUGAUGUGAAUGACACCAAUUCUUUUCCGAGUGUUAAGAUCAAACUUUUGUAGUGUUGAACUUAAAUAUUAAAUAUGUAAAACUAAUCUUUUUAAUAAUGUUCAGGAUUGAUGUGUGUAAGUAAUGUGUAGCGGAAAAAUGACUGGGAGAAAUUAGUGGUUAACCUUGGAUUAAAAUACAAUUUACCUUAUAUAGGUAAUCACUUUAAAAUUCAAAGUCAUUCUUACUAAUUGGAUGUCACUUUGGCAGUUACUUACAGUACAGGCUUAAUAUAUGGAAGGCCAAUGUCAUCAGUAUACAACCAAACUACACUGUUUGCUUUAAUCAUUGUUGUGAAAAAUGUUUUUAAAUAGUGACAAGUUUCAAACAGGACUAGCCCAGUACACAUAUUUAUCUGGGUAAGGGUUAAAAGCUGUGUAAAUCACAAUAUUUGUAGGAUAAUUAAAGAGAUACAUGAGGUGAAAUUAUCUGAGGUUGGUAAUAAUUUGCAGGGAAAUAGUUAUGUACACACAUGGCAAAAAUUUUAUGUUGUGAACAAUUAUAUAAUUAGCAUUUUCAAGUUUCUUUCUGCUUCUCGAAAAAAUGUUGUAAUUGAUCUAUCGAUUGUCAUAUAUUUUGCAAAAAAUUGUGUUCACAAAUGUCAAGAUGCUUAAUAUCUGUAAAACUGAAAAUAAAAUGUAAUAAAUGUA
Molecule: messenger RNA, 1998 nt
Organism: Ruditapes philippinarum (Manila clam)
Lineage: Eukaryota; Metazoa; Mollusca; Bivalvia; Venerida; Veneridae
Product: hsp70-binding protein 1-like
Exons: 7
Coding region: 202-1188 (328 amino acids)
Source: RefSeq, a predicted model, not a curated record